AUGGACAAUCUCGAUUCACCUUUACCCUCUCCCAUUUCCUAUAGACGCUCUUCUUCCACUCCCAGACCAAUACUACCUAUACAAUUAGACGUAGCUUUACCCGAGGCGAGAUUAUCGGCUUCUUCUCUUCUUGAAGCCGUUGUCAAUGUCGGACAGUCAGGGACUCCAGUUCGACCCACUUCCAACUCUACUCCUCAAACCACACAGGUGUCUUACCCUCCCCAAGUACCCCGCGCGUCGUUCGACAGACCACUCGAGCAUGAUCAAAAUGCCAGAAAUACGAACAUUUCCUUCACCCCAGUCAAUCUUACUAACAUUGGCAAUCCGAUCUCUGGGAAUUUCAACCGACCUCACCCUUCAAACCAACCACAAUUGAACGAUCCUCCAUCGGGAACUCGAUCCAUCUCUGGUUCAUCUACCUCUGGAAACGGUCUAAGAGCAACGGGAAUAGCUUCCAGACCUAGACCCAAAUCCAUAGCUCGAGGUCCUCCGUCAAGCUAUCAUUCAACUACCACUUCUCCCAGUUCGAGCAGUUUGGAUAUGAUAGAUCCCUCUGGAGAGAGUGUGGAAAGUUGGCAAUUGGUAUCCAAUAGUUCGGCGGAUGAGAGUCAUGGAGAGGGUUAUAAAGCUGUGGAAGCGUUGGAGAAGAAUGUCGCUAAGCGUCGCUCGGCAUUGCCCGGACUACAAGAACAACUGGCCGAGUUGGAAGCAAAGAUCCAAGCUGCCGAAGCGAGAUUAGCACUGGCUGCAGCACAAGGGUCUGCCUAG
Tremella mesenterica DSM 1558 is the source of this 768-nucleotide messenger RNA. RefSeq lists its product as uncharacterized. Lineage: Eukaryota; Fungi; Basidiomycota; Tremellomycetes; Tremellales; Tremellaceae. Bases 1 to 768 code for a protein of 255 amino acids. The record is from RefSeq and is a predicted model, not a curated record. The transcript is spliced from 2 exons.